AUGUCAUUCCUCGCCAACCCGUUCGUCCGCCCAUCCAGAGCGCAGAAUGCUUGGUUUCUCGCUGGUUUAGCGUCAUCUUAUCCCAAUCUCGAUGACUCCGUGCGAGUCAGCGAGCAACGGCCGUGCGGUGGAAAAUUUGUACCUGGCUGUCGGGUAUUUCACGUGCCUCAAGAUGACAGCUCCAAAGCGACAGAGAUCUCAAUUGAUGAUUGGAAAGAUUCCGAUCUGGGUGGCAAUGCAAAAGAUCAGGUCAUGGUGUUCCAGUACAAGGGAAAAUUUAUUGCCGUGAACCACGAAUGCCCGCAUUCUUCAUACCCUCUUUCCAACGGCGCGCCCUUUGAUAUAGAAGAUUUUGGAGUGGUACUCAGUUCAGGAAUUCAAUGUCCUAAACAUGACUGGUCAUUUGAUUUACAUACGGGACGAUCCGAUCGUGGCAGUUAUAAGCUUCAAGUUUGGGAAGUUCAACAAAGAGCUGGUGCUGACGGUGACGAAAUAUGGAUAAGGAGAAAGCAAAGAAUUGGAUGA
This is a messenger RNA of Bipolaris oryzae ATCC 44560, 525 nucleotides long. RefSeq lists its product as uncharacterized. The transcript has 2 exons. Lineage: Eukaryota; Fungi; Ascomycota; Dothideomycetes; Pleosporales; Pleosporaceae. Gene Ontology annotation, molecular function: 2 iron, 2 sulfur cluster binding. The record is from RefSeq and is a predicted model, not a curated record. Bases 1 to 525 code for a protein of 174 amino acids.